Messenger RNA from Aspergillus calidoustus, 987 nucleotides. NCBI's taxonomy places the organism in Eukaryota, Fungi, Ascomycota, Eurotiomycetes, Eurotiales, Aspergillaceae. The record is from the annotation of a GenBank genome assembly.
AUGUCAUACGCCAUGGAUGAUGACGAUGAUGAUCUCUACGAUCCCACCGAUGCAGUGCCAGUUUCGCAGCACUCCAGGGAUCCCCGAAGACCCCAAGCUGAAGCUUCAAUGAACGACGCGAGCGAUGCGGAGGAAGAGGAGGAGAUGGAGGAGGAGGAAGAUGAGGAUGAUUUCAAUAUCAUAACAGAGGCGCCUCCGGAUGCGCCUGCUCCAGAAGCUUCACAUCCCCGUCAUACCUCCCUAAGAGCCGACUCUUCUCAGCGCCCUACAUCCGCCGAUUCUUCCUCCGUUCAGAAACAGCAGACACCUUCGAUAACACCAAAGGUUGACACUUCAACCUCCCUGCCUGCUGGUACGCGGCCCACAUCACAGAGGCCGGGAUCGGCUUAUCCCGCGGUGCACGCGUCCUCGAUUGAUGUUCAUGCGAACCCUGUUCACCCUACUACCGGAAAGCCGAUCAUGUUGACGGAUAUGGAUUCCGACUUCCCUGACGAUGACAAACCUUGGAGGCGGCCUGGUAGUGAUUUGACAGACUAUUUUAACUACGGGUUCGACGAGUUCACAUGGGCAAGCUAUGUGUUGAAACAACAAGAGCUAAGGAAGGAAGUGGGAGACCAGAAGAGACAACUGGAUGAUAUGCAGAGUUUUUUGACCAUGGGACUGCCGCCAAUGCCCGGUGCUAACCCGGGAGCUGGACCGCCAGCUGGAAGCGCGCCUCCUGCGAUGCCAGGUAUGCCGGGAAUGCCAGACAUGAACCCCGACAUGAUGCAGGGUAUGCUGGCCUCAAUGAUGGCGCAGGGACUUGAUCCCGCCUCUAUGGACCCAAUGGCUUUUAUGCAGCAAGCGCAGGCAAUGAUGGGUGGACAAUCCGGCGCAGGCGGCGGACAAAAAGGCCAACAUGGGUUUGGCGGCCAGGGUGGUAAUCAGGGCCAGAUGGGCUAUGGAGGUGGCUAUGGUGGAGGCCGAGGCCGGGGAAGGAGAUGGUAG